This is a messenger RNA of Lepisosteus oculatus (spotted gar), 1703 nucleotides long. The record is from RefSeq and is a predicted model, not a curated record. Lineage: Eukaryota; Metazoa; Chordata; Actinopteri; Semionotiformes; Lepisosteidae.
UCUGGGUUUAGCAGUGUUGUAAAAGCUCGCUAUGACAGCACUGAAGAUGUUGGUGGGCGAUGUGAGCUGAAAUGCACGGACAGGAAGAAGGUGCAGGAAAGCCUGUCAGCACAAUACAGGAAGCCUUUGAGUUCUGCUGAAGUCUCAUUGUCACAAUGGGUUCACAGGUGAAAAAAUCACUUUUUUUCAUCUAUGCUGUUUUCAGGAGUUUUACGUCUUUUACAGAUGCCGUUCCUACCAUCCGGGCAAACCUUGGGAGUACAGUUAAUCUUCAGUGUUCAUCAGCUACUGCUUUUCCCAAAGCAUCGCAGGUUGUAGUUCAAUGGAAAAGAGUCGGAACGUCUAAGGCCACCUGUGGACACAUUGUGGACCAAGGCAAUAUCACAAAGCAAAACUGCAAGGAACGAAUGGCAAUAUUAGAGAACCACCAACUGCAACUGAAUGAUCUCCAGAUCAGUGAUGCAGGUCAAUAUAACUGCACCGUUUCAAGACAAAUACCUCCACCAACAGAAGAAAAAACAGAUUAUCUCAUUCUUCGGGUCGAAGCUUCCCCAGUUAUCAGGCUGGAAUACCUGAACACCUCUGGCAAUAAUUCUGGGACAUGCAAGCAACUGAUCUGCAAGCUCAAGUUCCUCAACUCAUCUGAAGUAAACUUCACCUGGACAAGAAAUGGAGAAAGGAUAUAUAAAGGCGUUAAGAGCGAGGACCCUGUUCAAUCAGAUGAUACCUAUUUCAGCGCAGCUGGUUACCUGACUCUUUGCAAACCUGACUGGAAAGAGAGUGAUGUUAUACAGUGUACUGGAAACUACUAUAAUGAUUCCAUUAUUCUCAAGGAAGACAGCAUCCUUCAUAACAUCACAGAUAAGAACUGCUGCAACCUGAACUUCAUAAUCAUCAUAGUUACCUCUGCCUGUCUGUUGACAAGCAUAGUGGUUGGAAGCUCUCUUUUUCUCUGCUUUUGGAAACGUGCCAGACUGAGAGCCAAUGACAACAACAGUCCUAUAGUGUUUAAUAACAAAGUGUAUGAGAACUUCAGUUUCAGUACCGCAAGAACACAGAGGGCUGAGACAGACCAGAGCAGUCAUUGUAUCUACGAGAAUUAACUUUCUCCUGUUGACAAAAUGGUGUAUAAGUUGGACUUGUAAGGUAAAAUUAUGUUUAUCUGGUUUCUCUUUGCAACAGCUGGUUAACAGCCAGCCUUUUACACCUGUAUUUGAGCAAUCGCUAUAAUAUAGCUGUGCACUACAGUUCUGUGCUGAGCUCCAGCUAAUGGUAUCAGACUUACACCACAACAGAGAACACAAUCCUAAUUAGAUACUUGUGGUGUCAUAUUCUCAAUGUAUGUAUCUUUAAGGUAUUUUGUGUGCAUUCACUGUAUUCAUUUGUUUCUUCUAUAUUGUUUUGUAUUUUCAGAAUACAGCAAAAAGCUUUAAGCUCUGAAAUAUUACAUAAACAGCAAGUCCACACUCGAUAACAUCGAUAGGCAUUAAGAAGUGCUUUGAUGGUAAUAGGAGGCAAAAAGGAAUUUGUUAUUAAAAUACUGUGUAUACAGUACAACACCAUUUGUUCCAGUCUUUGUUCUUGGCUCACGCAAUAAAUGUAAUAUUAAAAAAAUAAAACCUCUUUUAAUAUUAAUACGAUGGUAUUUAUGGAGUUUUUACUCCAUUUUGUAUCUGCCACUUGGUAAAUAACAUUACACUUCA